This is a messenger RNA of Durusdinium trenchii, 3324 nucleotides long. Lineage: Eukaryota; Dinophyceae; Suessiales; Symbiodiniaceae. The record is from the annotation of a GenBank genome assembly.
GAGAGAACGAGAGAGAACGAGAGCAGGGCGAGCGCGCGCUCGUAUGCUACGCACGGCUUGCUGGGCUCUUGUCCUCCUCUUGUCCUCUGUGCUGGGCUCUGUGGCUGGGCCUUGUCCUCUUCUUGUCCUCCUCCUCUUGUCCUUGUCUUGGCCGCGCCCCUGAACUCUGUGGCCGGUCUCUGUGGCCCGGCUUACUGGAGAGGAGUGUGGCCGAACAAAUAGCGAUGUCAAUGCCGACAAAAAUUCAUUGAUGAAACAGUUUGCUCUUGGGGUGAAAGUAGGGCGUACCAAGAAAUCGAUUUUUGACUAAUAUUGGUCUAAACGAAUCGUUUUGAAACUGUUUGGGGUCUAUGCUUGUAUAAUUUUCUGUUGCUAUCGCAAUGCGAGAGUCAGAGUAGCGCGGUUAGCUUUGCUGCUCCAAGGAACCCAAAGAAAUCUUUUGCAGUCCGGACAGGGAGUUGCACAUCUACAGGUGCUUGUGUCCAAAGUCCAAACUUUCCAGCAGAUUAUCCGAACGAUGAAGAUUGCAACAUUUGGGCAUCUUCCGAGGAUCCAAUCUACAUCACCCGAUUUGAUGUAGAGUGGCACUUCAGCCGCUUGACCAUUGGAGGCACGUAUUAUACUGCGGGCACCCCGCCUCCACAAGGCAACGUCGUCAGCGCCAACGAAAUAAGUUGGACAUCUGGAAGCAACCUUAGAGCCUCAGGGUGGCAGUUGUGCUUCUCUGAGACGAGGUAUGCGAUUGACGCGGUGUCCUGCGACUUUGACGCAACUACCUGCGGGUGGCACUUUAGCGUGUUGUCCCCGUGGCGGCACGAAGAAAGCGAGAGUCCUAGCAACAGUUCUAGUAGGAAUGGUUUCUUAGUGGUUGACCAGCCACAGCAAUCAGGAAUUUUCACGAAUUUGUUUGAAUCAAAUCAGCACUUUGAGCAGCUAGCGUUCCACUACCGUUCAAAACAGAUUUCGGCCAAUCCCAAACUGGAACUUCGUUGUUUGGCUGCGACGUCGGCCUUGGAUUCCUUCACUGUCUCUACGAUUUGGUCUCUUGAGUUCAUUGAAGGCAGCAGCAAUGAUGAUUGGCAUGAGACCAAAGUGGUUGUGCCAGCAUAUGCACGUGGCUUCAUGUUUGUGUCUGCGGGAGUAGAAGCAUCUAUCGACAACAUCUAUGGGAGCAGCAAUAUGGAAAUUCCUUCCGCCUAUCUUUCGGUGGGUACCUUUGUAUCAUGCAUGCUUUUCGUUGGUACUGAGACUGUUCGUUGCUGGGGCGCCGGCUCGUUCGGAAUACUUGGGCAAGGCAGCACCCAAAACAUUGGUGAUGAUCCAGAUGAAAUGGGAGAUAACCUGAAGCCCAUCGAUUUGGGUACAGGUCGAACAGUGAAACAAGUGGCUUGUGGGUCAGCACACGUUUGUGCUUUGCUUGACAAUGAAGUUCUGAAAUGCUGGGGAUAUGGGUUGGAAGGACGCCUUGGUCAAGGUAACACAAAAAGUAUUGGUGAUGGGCCCAAUGAGAUGGGAGAUAAUCUGGCACCAAUCGACUUGGGCAUCAAUCGAACCGCGAAAACAGUCGCAGCUGGAGAGCAUCAUACCUGUGCUAUACUUGACAACGACUCCCUGAAGUGCUGGGGCUCCGGCUCGUUCGGAAAACUUGGGCAAGGCAGCACCAAAGACAUUGGUGAUGAUCCCGAUGAAAUGGGAGACAACCUAGAGCCUAUCGAUUUGGGUACAGGUCGAACUGUGAAACAAGUGUCUCUUGGGAGAGAUUUUACGUGCGCGUUGCUUGACGAUGAUUCGCUGAAGUGUUGGGGAUAUGGAGGAAAUGGAAACCUUGGCCAAGGUAGCACAGAGCAUAUUGGCGAUGAGCCCAAUGAGAUGGGAGACAAUCUGGCACCAAUUGAUUUGGGCCCCAAUCGAAAGGUGAAGCAUGUCGUCGCUGGAGGUUUGCACACAUGUGUGUUGCUGCAUGAUGAAACGGUUCUUUGCUGGGGUUUUGCAAGGCACGGCCAGCUAGGGCGUUGUUGCGCAGAAAACAUUGGUGAUAGCGAACAUGAGAUGGGCUACAGUUUAACUGCAGUUGAUCUGGGCUCAAUGCGAACAGCAAAACAAAUUACCGCCGGAUAUAUGCACACUUGUGCUUUGCUCGACGAUCACUCAGUCAAGUGCUGGGGGCAUGGUGUCUAUGGUCAGCUUGGCCAAGGAGACAAUUCUCAUCUUGGUGACGACGCUGAUGAAAUGGGAGAUCUCUUGGAACCGAUCGAUUUCGGCGAAGAUCGCAAAGCAAGGCAGUUGGCCUCCGCCAGCGGCUACGAUUUUCACUCAUGUGUUUUGCUUGAUGACGACUCGGUCAAAUGCUGGGGAUGGGGAAAUGCUGGAGUUCUUGGUCAAGGAAGCACUGAUAGCAUUGGUGAUGCUAUGGCUGAGAUGGGUGACUUUUUGCAUCCCAUCAAUUUUGGCGCCCUGUCAACUGUCGCGCAGAUUGACAUUCGCCUGUUUGGCGGUAGUAGCAUGCGAGGCCGGCUUCAGGUUCUGCACCGAGAUUCAUGGCGUGAUGUGUGUGACGACAACUGGCACGGCGCCGACGCGCAGGUUGUGUGCCAACAACUUGGGCUAGCAGGUGGCGUCGCAACAUGGCGUUUGGUCGGCAGUGGGCAGUUCUGGAUGGAUGACGUGACGUGUGUCGGUACGGAAGCCAAUCUAGGACCUUAUCCCAGCCCUUCAGCCCGAGAGGGACACACAGCUGUUUUCGACUCGUUGAAGCGGCAUAUGUAUGUACUGGGAGGCUUCAAUGCUUCGUACAAAAACGACAUGUGGCGCUACAAAGCACCAGACUUCCAAGAAGUGCCCAUGAGGGAAUGCUCCUUGGGCCAGGAGUGUUCCAUGGAGUUCGCAGACGUUCAAGGGACUCAAUCGUGUGACCUCGGAUCCCAUUGCCUUGUCUAUGGCUUGCAGGGCACAAGGCUUACAAAGGAUGACAAGCUGCUCGCCAUGAAAGAGUGUGGCACCUCACCGGCAACCUCCGCAUUUGUAGACCCACAACCAGUCCAUGGAUCAUACAGUGGCUUGGGCAACGUUACCUUUGACUUUGGGCUUUUGCCAUUGGAAGGUUUUGCAUCAGAGACUGUUCAGCUGUGUUGGUGCUCAGCUGGAUCGACGUGCAGCGACCCGGAGGACUUCCGCACACCUGCCAUGCAGCUGGAUGACGAGGCGCUGCCAUGUGUGUCCUCCGGGCUAUUUUUGCCCCGGUGGGGUCUCUUUCAUGGCACAGCUCAAGCAGUGCCCUUAUGGCAGCACUUCAAGCAGGAGCUCGAGCUCUCUGCAAGCCUGCGA